Messenger RNA from Nematolebias whitei (Rio pearlfish), 944 nucleotides. RefSeq names its product zinc finger CCHC-type and RNA binding motif 1 (gene zcrb1). NCBI's taxonomy places the organism in Eukaryota, Metazoa, Chordata, Actinopteri, Cyprinodontiformes, Rivulidae. The record is from RefSeq and is a predicted model, not a curated record. Gene Ontology annotation, molecular function: RNA binding; zinc ion binding. Gene Ontology annotation, biological process: mRNA splicing, via spliceosome. Bases 3 to 788 code for a protein of 261 amino acids. The transcript has 8 exons. Gene Ontology annotation, cellular component: U12-type spliceosomal complex.
UAAUGCGUCAUCGAGUUGCGACGCAGAUUUUACGUUUGUUUGCUAGGUUAGUGCAAAUUAACAAAUAUUGCAGUUUUGGCGAAUUAAAAUUACUUUCUAACUGUUACGACUCGGUAGUUUCCAUAAUGAGCGGGGGUUUAGCACCAAGCAAAAGCACAGUGUAUGUGUCCAACCUGCCGUUUUCUCUAACCAACAAUGAUCUACAUAAGCUGUUCACCAAAUAUGGGAAAGUUGUGAAGGUUACAAUAGUCAAGGAUAAAGACACUCGUCAGAGUAAAGGAGUGGCGUUUGUUCUCUUCCUAGACAGAGAAUCGGCUCAUAACUGUGCAAGAGCAAUAAACAAAAAACAAUUGUUUGGCCGAACAGUUAAAGCCAGUAUUGCUAUAGACAAUGGACGAGCAGCCGAAUUCAUCAGGAGACGAAACUACACAGACAAGACUCGAUGCUACGAAUGUGGGGAUUCAGGACAUCUGAGCUAUGCAUGCCCCAAAAACCUGCUCGGAGAGAGAGAGCCUCCAAAGAAGAAGGAGAAGAAAAAGAAGAAAAAAGCACAACAACCUGAACAUGUUGAAGAGGAGGAAGAAAGUGAAGAGGAGGGAGAAGACCCAACUUUAGACAGUUUAAGCCGAGCCAUAGCUUUUCAGCAAGCUCAUAUGGAUGAAGAGGAGAAAAAGCAGAAGAGGCAGGCAGAUGAGGACAAUGCUCAUGCAUCAACAUCUUCAGACUCUAGGAAACCAAGGAUCAAAAAGAGCACUUAUUUCAGCGAUGAGGAGGAGCUCAGUGACUAAUGAUUUACAGACUUUUCAAAAUGUAUAUUUUUAUAAAAUAAAUUGCAGUUGUGUUGCUGUGGGAAAAGAAAAUGCAUUAUCUUUUGAGUUUCUUCACCAUUUUGCUAUUUUUUACAGUUCAACUCUGCAGCCACUGCAGUGCAUUAUAUUUAAAUG